Molecule: messenger RNA, 1644 nt
Organism: Lachnellula hyalina
Lineage: Eukaryota; Fungi; Ascomycota; Leotiomycetes; Helotiales; Lachnaceae
Product: Lipase
Exons: 7
Coding region: 25-1644 (539 amino acids)
Source: RefSeq, a predicted model, not a curated record
AUGACUUCAUAACGGGGAGGCGAGAUGAAGUUCUCUCUAGCCGCUGUUCUGCGCUCCCUUGUCUUAUUCAUUCAUCUUGUGCAAGGCGUCAUUACCUUUAACUCAACUGCUCCCUCUGCCACGGUGAAGAAUGGUACGUAUAUUGGAAAGUACGCGCCAGAAUGGCAGCAAGAUCAAUUCCUCGGCAUCCCUUUUGCCAUCCCGCCAUUAGGACCCCUGCGGUUUGCAUGGCCAAUGUCUUUGAAUUCUUCGUUCGCGGGCGGGAGAAAUGCUACACAGUAUGGAUAUAGCUGCAUGCAGUAUGGCUCGAACUUCUCGCUUUCGGAGGAUUGCCUCACUCUUAAUGUGAUUCGCCCUUCUGGGACGGCCUCUGACGACAAGCUUCCGGUUCUUGUGUGGAUCUACGGUGGUGGUUUAUAUGCGGGCUCAAGUGCAGACCCUCAGUAUAACGUCUCGGGAAUGACUCAUGUUGGGCAAGAGAUCGGGAAGCCCGUCAUUGUCGUUAGCAUAAAUUACAGGCUAGGGGUAUGGGGCUUCCUCCAAUCCCCCCAGAUCCUAGCAGAAGGCAGUUCCAACGCCGGGCUCCUCGAUCAGCGCCUCGCGCUACGCUGGAUCAAAGAGAACAUUGCAGCUUUUGGGGGCGAUGCGGACCGAAUCACCAUCUGGGGAGAAUCAGCUGGUGCGCAAAGUAUUGCUCUGCAGCUGCAUUCUUAUGGUGGGAGGGAUGAUGGGCUGUUUCAUGCUGCGAUCAUGGAGUCUGGGAGCCAGGUUGGGGCGGCGCUGGAAUCCCUGGCGUAUUAUACGAGUCCGGUCGAAAAUCUUACGAGGACGACGGGGUGUUGGACGGCGGGUAACCGGUUGGCAUGCUUGAGGGGGUUGUCGCAGGAUGAGCUAUUCAAGGCUCAAGUUAAUGGCGAUUUCCUGACAGCAUAUCCAAGCACUCUCUCAGUUGAGGGGAAGUUCAUUCAUGUACCGCUUCUCAUUGGUGCCAACAGUGACGAAGGGACAUCUUUUGGAGUCAGUGGCCUUGACAACGAGACUGCAAUCUUCAACAAUCUUCUCAUCUAUCGAAGCUACGCUAUUUCACCCCCGACAGCAAGGAAACUACUGGAGCUUUACCCGAAUGAUCCAGCUAACCAGCCACCAUACUACAUCACCAACGCGACGAUCUUCCCGAGUAAAGGGCUGCAAUGGAGACGUGACGCUGCGAUUUCUGGUGACAUUGUGAUGAUUAGUGGGAGGAGGAAGGUGUGCGAGGAGUAUACGAAGGGCGGAAUGAACGUAUUCAGUUAUAGAUUCGAUACGCCGUUGUGGAACGCAGCAGUCACAGCGGGCGCUCAACACUUUACCAAUGUGGUAUUUAGCUUCCAAGAGAACAUCUCAGGUGCUCUUGGUCCCCUGCCAAAAUAUCAGAACUACACAAACUUGUCCCGUAAUAUCGGGAAAGCUUACAUCUCGUUCGUCAACGAUCAGAAUCCGAACACUAGUCGUGGCAAUAGCACUUUGCCAUACUGGCCGAAGUAUGACUUGGGCGCGCCGAAGAAUAUGGUGCUUAAUAGUAAUGUGACUUAUGUAGAGGAUGAUACAUUCAGGAAAGAGGGGAUUGACUUUAUCAAUUCGAUUGAUAGGGAGUUGUUGGCUUGA